CGUCGGCGGGAAGACGCUCGUAAACUCCUUCAGUUUCGAGACUUUGAGGUUUGAAAGAAUCAAGGUAGAUAAGAACGCAAUUGUAAGUGGUUGCAUCGUGUGCCGUGCUCUGAAUAUUUAUGAUGGAACGAUGAUUCGGAAACUGUAACGACUAACUUUGCGACUGUAAAGCACAGGUUUACGGCUUGGUACUCUCAACGAACGUAAGAUUUGAAAGAUAUCAUUAAAUGAAACUUUAUAGACAUACCAGCAAUGAAAUGAGUUCUUUUUAUAUUAAAAAAAUGGUAAACCAAACCAGAAAUGAACAGAAAAUUAACAUUAGAAAAAUUGACGAUGAGAAGAGAAAUGAUACCAAUUUACUUGAAAUUACUGAAAAAAGAAUGAUAUCAUUCCACGCGACAGACAAUUUAAAAAAUGAUAACAAAAUGAAUAUAAAAAAGAGUGAAAAUUAUUCCAAAUGCUUUGUUAAAUUGGAGAGACUUAAUUAUAAUGAUCGAAAUGUUGACUACAGAUUUAGCGAUGAAAAUACAUCAUUGGACAAAAAAAAUUAUCCAACAAGCAGAACUUCCAGGGGAAAAUUAAAUGACCAAGCAUCUACUUAUGAGUGUCAUAAUAAAAUCGUUGGGAACAAAAUACCAACUGUUGUUCUUGAAAGAUUGAGUUCUAUAGAUACAUUGUUAAAAAGUAAUCAAAAUUUUAACUUUAACAAUCGUGUCUUACCUACGGCAGAUGCGAUUAUACUUGAGAAAAAAAAUUAUCUGGAUGUUAUUGAUUUGACAUGUGAAAAAGAUCAAAACAAUUUUGAAAAUCAUUUUAUUCGUGUUCUAGAAGAUAAAAUUAUAAGUAAUAUAAAAGUCACUUUUAUAAAGAAGAAAUACAAUAAUGAAGAAGUCAAAGUACUUAUUCAUUUUUCUCAAAAGCAGCAAAUUACCAUGUGCUUCACAAUAAACGGAAAUAAUGUUCCAGUAUCAGAACUUAUGUUACUGGUUUAUAAAAACAUUCCCCACGAAUACCAUAAUAUUUAUGAAGUUGAUGAUCCAAUCAGCAAGUUUAGUUAUGUUAUUACAGCAUCUCCAUUAGAAAAUAAAACAUGGUUUUGUUUAAACGAAGAUUCAAAUAAAGAAACCACAGAAAUACUUUGGAUUUCAACUUGUUCAAGCGCUAACAAGUGUAUCUGUGUAUGUAUACUAGACCAAAUAAGCAGUACAAAAAAAUUAACGUCAGAUUUGAAGAGAAAUAGUAGUGUAAUUUUGUCGUAUCCACCUCCACCUAUUAAGUGGGAAGCAAAUAUUACCGUUGAUGACUUCAAAUGCCUAGAUCCGAAUCAAAAUUUAAAUGAUGUUAUAAUUCAUUUUUAUUUGCAAUACUUAAUGCAUGAAUUAUUAUCAGAUGAACUUCGAAGAAAAGUUCAUUUAUUUAAUACUUUCUUUUAUACAAGAUUAUCAAAUCCAAGACUACUGGAAAAUCAAACGGAAUUGACAUUAGCAGAGAGGCAAUACAACGAAGUAAAACGGUGGACAAAAAAAAUCGGCAUUUUUGAAAAAGAUUUUAUCAUUAUACCAGUGCACCAAAAAUCUCAUUGGUUUUUGGCUAUCAUAUGUUAUCCAAGUUUGAUAAAGAAUAACUUGAAAACAUUUGACGAAUUUCAUGAAAAUUCAAAAAAACCUAGUAUAAUGAUAUUUGAUUCUUUGACGAAAUUAAGCGUUGGAAGGUCUAAAGUGGCUAAUGAUAUCAAAAUGUAUUUGAAAUCUGAAUUUGAUUCCAGAAAAGAUUACAGUCAGAGUUUACCAGUGAACGAUAUUAAAAUAAUUUAUCCUAAUGUACCUCAACAACAAAACUGCAACGAUUGUGGAUUGUUUUUAUUGCAAUAUGUUGAAUCUUUUAUCAAGGAUUUUAUCGUUGCCGAAUCUCCAAAUUUUUCCUUAAUCGAAGACUUGACAAAUUGGUUCGACCACAAUGAAAUAAGUGAGAAGAGAAAUAAAAUAAAAAGAUUAUUGGUAAAAUUGAAAACUAGUCCGAAAAUUAACUAAUUCAAAUUAAUAACA
This is a messenger RNA of Trichogramma pretiosum, 2045 nucleotides long. RefSeq names its product sentrin-specific protease 7-like. Gene Ontology annotation, cellular component: cytoplasm; nucleus. The record is from RefSeq and is a predicted model, not a curated record. The transcript has 9 exons. The coding region runs from base 228 to 2030 and encodes 600 amino acids. Gene Ontology annotation, molecular function: SUMO-specific endopeptidase activity. Gene Ontology annotation, biological process: protein desumoylation. NCBI's taxonomy places the organism in Eukaryota, Metazoa, Arthropoda, Insecta, Hymenoptera, Trichogrammatidae.